AUCAACAUAAAUUUCUGGAAGUUUGGCUUCCUCCUAGAGAAAAGCAACAAUGAAUUAACAGAAACAGCGAGAGAGACGAGAAAGAUAGAAAAAAGACGCAGGAUUCUCGUUCUCCACAUAUCUCUCUCUCUUCCUUCUUCCUUCUUCCUCUGCCCGCCACCGCCACUUCUCGGGAUAGUCUCCUCUCCCUUCCAAUUGAUCUUCCUUUUAACCCUUCCCAUUCUUCUUCUUCUUCUUUCAUUUUCUCCCACUUCUCCAUUUCCUUUCAAUCUCGUUACGCAUUGUUCUUCACCUGAUUUGAGACUACAUUUCUAACCCCAGACGAAUCCAUCUCCAUCGUCAUCACCGUUUCCUCUUCCAGAUGAUGGUGGGUUCAAAUUUAAUUCGUACUAUUUGAACAUUGGCCGGAAACGAAAACCGCAGAGCCCAGAAACAGGGGAAUAGGGGGAAAACCAAAACAGAGCAUCUAACAUUCCUCUGGUUUUGGGAAAACUUACAUCAUCUCUUAUCAUUAUAUACUUAGAGGUACAUUUCUAGAAUAAAUGGCGGUGAUAGAAUCGUUGCUGGGAAAUGAAGCAAGGAGAUUCAUCAAGAGGAAAGACAGUGACGCUGGCGAAACAGGCCGAGCUCUAGAAGAACUGAGAGGCACGCUGUACAACGAUCUUCGAACCUCGGAAGGAGCAAAGAGGCAGCAGCAGAGGUUCUGCGGGCCGCUCGUAGCUAUGACAUUCAAUUUCGUGGUGUCCAUAGGGAUAAUCAUGACCAACAAAGUUGUAAUGGUGAAAGUGGGAUUCAAUUACCCAAUACUCCUGACAUUGAUCCACUACGCAGUAGCAUGGGUGCUGCUAGGGAUAUUCAAGACACUGGCAUUGCUCCCAGUCUCGCCUCCUUCCAAGUCCACUCCUUACACUUCCAUAUUCUCCCUGGGGGUCGUCAUGUCGUUCGCUUCUGGCCUCGCCAAUGCCAGCCUCAAUCACAACAGCAUCGGGUUCUAUCAAAUGGCGAAGAUUGCAGUCACGCCUACCAUUGUGUUUGCAGAGUUCAUUCUCUUCAACAAAACCAUCUCUCGCAACAAGGUAGUGGCGCUGGGUGUGGUGUCAGCAGGUGUGGCACUUGCUCAAGUGACAGAUUUGCAGUUCAACUUCUUUGGAGCUUGCAUAGCCGUCGCCUGGAUAAUUCCAAGCGCGAUCAACAAGAUUCUGUGGUCGAAUCUGCAGCAACAAGCCAACUGGACCGCCCUCGCGUUGAUGUGGAAGACGACGCCAGUAACGGUGCUGUUCCUGCUAGCACUGAUGCCAUGGCUGGACCCGCCAGGUGCUCUGUUGUUCAAGUGGGAUAUCCAAAACUCAUCUGCUAUUCUAAUGUCAGCUCUACUUGGCUUUCUCCUCCAAUGGUCUGGUGCUUUGGCCCUCGGGGCAACAUCUGCGACUUCUCAUGUAGUGUUGGGACAGUUCAAGACGUGCAUGAUCUUGAUAGGCGGGUAUCUACUGUUUGAGUCGGAUCCCGGGUUUAUCAGCAUCUGUGGAGCGAUUGUAGCGCUUGGAGGGAUGUCGGUUUACACUUCGCUCAACUUGAGGGAGACCAAAAAAGAGAGCUCCGGCCCACAUCAGAAGCAGACGUUGCCACUGUCAAAGCCAAAGACAGAGCUGGAACCAACUCCUGAGGAGACCUCUGAAGAUGUUGAAACCCUUUCUCUGUUGUCUUCCAAUGCUGUAUGAAAAUUAAUUUCAGCCGUAGAAAGAAGACAGAGACAGAGAGAUAGUAAAUAAAAUAAUGUACACUAACAGUAGCCUGUCCUUGAGACUACCUCACAAAGAGGCAUCUUCAUUGUUGGGAAUUUUGUUCGAGUGAAGGAAAAACCAUGUACAGAAUUACUCACAUAUUUUUCUCUCAUAGGAGCUUACCGCAACAUAAAGGUCGAGUUUUUCAAAUUAUACGACUCCGUACUUCAUAUCAUAAU
Linum tenue is the source of this 1960-nucleotide messenger RNA. The record is from the annotation of a GenBank genome assembly. Lineage: Eukaryota; Viridiplantae; Streptophyta; Magnoliopsida; Malpighiales; Linaceae.